AUGCGCACCAAAAUUGAUAAUCGGAUACGAAUUCUUAUCGAAAAUGGUGUCGCAAAAGGUCACCGAAGCAUGUUCGCCAUUGUCGGUGACAAAGGAAGGGAUCAGAUCCCUGUUCUUCAUCAUAUUCUAUCAAAAGCAGCUGUGGCGGCUAGACCGACGGUUUUGUGGUGCUACAAGAAAGAGCUUGGAUACAGUUCUAACAAGAAAAAGCGAAUACGCCAAAUCCACCUGAAAUCUUCCGUCAGCACGAUUUCGGAAGGCGAUCCAUUCGAAGUAUUCAUUUCAAUGACGAAAAUUCGUUAUUGCUAUUACAAUGAAACGCAGAACAUACUGGGUAACACCUACGGAAUGCUUGUAUUGCAGGAUUUCGAGGCCCUCACUCCGAAUCUAUUGGCACGAACAAUCGAAACUAUUGAGGGUGGUGGUAUCAUUGUGUUACUGAUGAAGACUGUGAACUCACUGCGGCAACUGUACACAAUCGCAAUGGAUAUAGUCGUUGUCGACGAUCAACUCAAUAUUCUUCCCAUUUCUAGUCAUAUUACCACACUGGAGCCAAUACAAGCGUCUGCAAAGAAUGCGGUUUCACCGUCAGAAGCAGAACUCUCAAAGACGGUCUCAAGACUUGAUCACCAUGUUGAAGACCACUAUGAGCCAGUUGGGUCCGCUCCUCAACAAAUGCCGAACAGCUUGUCAAGGAAAAGCUCUACUCAGCGCUGUGCGACUUGGCAGAAGCUGUUGCUUUCUCGGUUACUCGAGGAACUAUUUUUGUCACGUCUCCUUCUCUGGAGAAUCUUCGCAACUCUAUUUCGAGUUUGUUAUAGAAGGCUUACACGUAUGCGAACCAGGAUUGAACAUAUCGAUUAUGAACUGAUCCAAUCUACGAAUCCUGAGUUUCAAAAGGCUCUUGUGCGAGUUAACGUUUUCAGAGAACACAGGCAAACAAUCCAAUACAUACACCCUUCUGAUGCUUCCAAAUUGGGUCAAGCUGAACUAGUAGUCGUAGAUGAAGCUGCGGCGAUACCUCUCCCGUUAGUGAAGGAAUUAAUUUUUGGUCCUUAUAUCGUUUUCCUUGCCUCGACGAUAAACGGCUAUGAGGGGACGGGAAGAAGUCUGUCGUUGAAAUUGCUCCAACAACUCCGCCAACAGGCGGCUGGAAGCGUCGUAAGCUACAUGAACUUACGAUGGAGGAAAGUAUACGAUAUAAACCUGAUCGAACAGUGGUUGAAUCGUGUGCUGUGUCUCAAUGCGGGUAAUAUUAACACACGCCUUUCAUGUGGUACUCCUCCACCGAGCGAAUGCGAGCUGUAUAUCGUUAACAGAGAUGCCUUGUUCUCAUUUCACAAGGCGUCCGAAGCAUUUCUGCAACAAAUCAUGGCGAUCUAUGUGGCUGCUCAUUACAAGAACUCACCAAAUGAUCUGCAGAUGCUUAGCGAUGCACCUGCUCAUCAUCUUUUCGUUCUCAUGUCACCAGUGAAGGAAGAUCAGUCAUCUUUACCCGAAGUGCUGGCGUUGGCACAAGUUUGUCUGGAAGGCAAUUUGUCGAAGGAAUCCGUGUCC
Molecule: messenger RNA, 1557 nt
Organism: Cooperia oncophora
Lineage: Eukaryota; Metazoa; Nematoda; Chromadorea; Rhabditida; Trichostrongylidae
Source: the annotation of a GenBank genome assembly